CUGGAAAUCUGCUACUAGCUGAAACAGACUGUUAUCUUAUGGAUAUAACGAAGGCUAAAGUGGUAAUGUUCCAAACUAAUUGAGUUUGUCACAUAUCGUACGAUUGUCUUAUAAAGCAGGGAAUUUCAUCUAGAUGACAUAUAAAUCAAGAGAAACAUACAACACUUGCCAGGAUAAAAUAAUUAGCCAUUCUGAAAUGUGAGAAGUGCUACUUCAAUAUGUUUUAGGGUUAUCACAUAGACAUCUUCAAGUGUUGGAAAUCAGUUUUUUACAAAGUAGCUUUGAACUUUGAUUAACAAUUUCGGAGAGAAAAAAAUAUAUAAUUGGAAGGAUAAAAUAACACAUUGAAACGCUUAGUAUUAAUUAAAUGGAAAGAAAAUUUUAUUAAGGCGGCGGAAUCAAUAUUCACUUCUUACUUUGUGUCUAAACCAACAAUAAAAAUCGUUUUUUCUGGCAAUUGUGCAAAAACCUAUCUGCUGAACAAAAAAAGAGGAAAACAGUAUUUAAUUUCGAGAUAGAUUAUUAUUAAAAUAAAUUGAAAUUCGUGCUCAAAUUUUAAAGCAAUAGGUGUAACACGUUGAAACCAAUAAUUGCAAAACGUGGCUCAAAUUACCUGGGUUUUUUUGAGAAUUUUGUUGAUACCAACGCUGUGUAUGUAAAGAUAUGUACAUGGAUCAAGCAAAGUCUCUAUCACAUCAUAUUAAUAAGAGCGCGGAAAAUGGCAGUUUCCAGAGCAACGAGACGCUGCAAAAUAGACAAGUGGCCUUUGUAAUCCUGAAGACGACGGUGAUGAUAAUCGUCAUGCUGGGAGCGGUAUUCGGGAAUAUCCUUGUUGUAAUCGCUGUUAUGAAAUUCCAACGCUUGAGAGCUAUUACUAACUAUUUUAUCGUCUCAUUGGCUUGCGCGGAUUUUCUAGUGGCAAUUCUCGUAAUGCCAUUUAAUGCAAGUAUAGAAAUAUCCGGGAAAUGGAUUUUCGGAAGAGUAAUGUGUGACGUGUACAAUUCAAAUGAUGUCCUUUUUAGUACAGCAUCUAUUCUUCAUUUGUGCUGUAUAUCAAUGGAUAGAUAUAUCGCAAUAAUCCAUCCCUUCAAAUAUGAGUCGAAGAUGACACGUUUUAGAGUUUUUAUUAUGAUUGCCAUCACUUGGAUUUCAUCUAUCUUAAUCUCCUAUAUUCCUAUUCAAUCUCAUUGGUAUACGACUACAGACACAUUAGAGGAAAUGGAAAACAGUCCUGACCAAUGUUUAUUCGUUGUAAAUAAAGGUUACGCUGUCAUAUCCUCUAGCAUUUCUUUCUGGAUACCGUGUACCAUUAUGGUGUUUGUAUAUUUAAAGAUCUUUAUGGAAGCAAGGCGCCAGGAAACACAAAUAAAGCAAACAGGCUAUCAUUUAAAGGGUAGACCGUCAGAAAAUACUAAUUUGAAUGACGAUCAAAGUGAACGACGCAAUGAAAGAAAGCGCAUGCGGAGAGAACAUAAAGCGGCGAAAACAUUGGGUAUAAUUAUGGGUGCUUUUGUGUUCUGUUUUCUUCCUUUCUUUACUUGGUACUUUGUAACAACAUUAUGCGGGGAUUCCUGUCCAUAUCCCCAAACGCUAGGUUCUGCCCUGUUUUGGCUUGGUUACCUCAACUCGUGCUUAAAUCCAGUUAUAUAUGCUUACUUUAACAGGGACUUUAGAAGCGCCUUUAGGAAAUUACUUAAAUGUAACAAGUUUUUUAGUGGAAGCAAUAGUGAAAACAAUUCUGGUGUAGUGUUGACUGCUGGACAAUAUGAAAACAGAGACAAUGUUGUUCACAUUAAUUCUGAUAAACUUGUACGAAAUGGAAAUAAAUCUCAUGUGUGAUAA
Molecule: messenger RNA, 1842 nt
Organism: Ruditapes philippinarum (Manila clam)
Lineage: Eukaryota; Metazoa; Mollusca; Bivalvia; Venerida; Veneridae
Product: octopamine receptor beta-2R-like
Exons: 1
Coding region: 664-1839 (391 amino acids)
Biological process (GO): adenylate cyclase-activating adrenergic receptor signaling pathway
Cellular component (GO): membrane
Molecular function (GO): adrenergic receptor activity
Source: RefSeq, a predicted model, not a curated record